CCACAAAUAAUGGGCUGUCUACCGCGGGAAAUCGAAUCACGAAUUUUUAGCGUUUUAAGUCCGGAAACUUACUGCUGACCCACUGUGUGAUGUCUAUUUGCAUGACAAUGAAGAGAAAAACAUCGGAAAGUUCACAGAUAUGAUUUCAAUUCUUGAUACAUCGUGCUUACAAGUCUUGAAGUAAUCGUUUCAAGGCUCGUUAACCGGAAGACUUAACAACUACACAGAAUAAUAAGAGAAAAAAGAAUAAAUUGUUUUUGUAUCUAUCAGCAUUACUGCCGGGACGUUUCAACAGAUAUUUUCAUGAAACUAAGUUACAAUAGUUGGUAUUGUUUUUAACCAACAAUGGCCACGUCACUGUGUAAUAGUUCCGGUUCACCUACAGAUGGGAGGCCCGUCUCUCAAGAGGGUAGUCAUGAAGUAAGAAAGCACUCGUCAGGGGAAUCCACAAUGGAGCCGGAUGCGCCAAAAAAACAAAAUUUGGCCUUUUCAAUUGCAAAAAUCAUGGAAUCGGAACCCGAAAGAUGUAAACCUGUUAAGCCUAACGUAUCGUUAGAAACCGUGUUUGAGGAUUUCAAGAAACGCUUUAAUAAUCCAGUGAUUUCUCAUGGUUCUACGUGUAACCCCGCAGGUCCUCUGAUGAGUGCAGGAUAUCCUACUGGAACAAGUAACUUAGCUCCUUACUCAUUUUUUAUGAGUCCUUUUGGACCACGACUUACUGAUGUGCGAUAUAAUCAAGACGUGCUAGAACCAUACUCUGGCGUCACAACGGACUCAACCUAUGACAGUAGUUUUAAAAAAGUUGCGGCUUCCAUUGGGUUAAGAGAUGUCCCUUAUUUGUCGCCUCCUGGUAUUGAUACUAAUCCUCGGUUUCCUCACAUGAGAGCUCAAGACUUACUCCGACAUUACGGAGUCCUAUACUCUCUCUACCCUCCCCAGUCAGUUGCACACAUCAUGAAUAUGCGUAAUUAUGGACUUAGGCCCGAACAAGAACGAGCUUUAUCUCUGUGGAGGAAUUCGUCUCAACCAAGUUACCCACAUUUAGCACAGGACGAUGCGUUUUUUAAAAUUAUACGACCACAGCCUAUGAUCCCACCCUCAGGUCGUAGCAUAGCUGCUUGUCCGUCACAAAGCCAAGAAAAGCGAGACCUUCUGAAGCAGCAACAGUCAACGUUUCUAACUAGUUCAGACGAUAUCGUACCGAUAGUGUCUUCUAUCAAUGGUCCAAGAAAUUCUGAAAGCACUAUAUCGACUCCUAAUAGUAGUGGUCUUCAGCUGACGGGAACCUUGCGAGGCAGAAGAAGUAUAAACAAACAAAAAACAUUCACGUGUACAGAAUGUGGAAAAAUUUUUAAUGCCCACUAUAACCUGACUCGUCAUAUGCCUGUACAUACAGGAGUCCGACCUUUCGUGUGUAAGGUUUGUGGGAAAGGAUUCCGUCAAGCUAGCACUUUGUGUCGCCACAAAAUUAUUCAUACAGACGAGAAGCCGCAUAAGUGUCACACUUGUGGAAAAUCCUUCAAUCGGAGCUCCACCCUCAACACGCACAUUAGGAUCCAUGCUGGUUAUAAACCAUAUAUCUGCGAGUUCUGUGGCAAAGGUUUUCACCAGAAGGGUAACUACAAAAACCACAAGUUAACGCACAGUGGCGAGAAAGCCUACAAGUGUUCCGUGUGUAACAAGGCAUUCCACCAGGUCUACAACCUUACCUUUCACAUGCACACACAUAAUGACAAGAAACCUUACACAUGCAAGGUCUGUGGCAAGGGCUUUUGCCGAAAUUUCGAUUUGAAGAAACACAUGCGAAAAUUGCACGAAAAUAUUCACUUAACAACAGCCGCUAGUAAUGGGUCGAACAUAAUUAAUUCCAACUCCAGUAGCGCCACCACCGUAAACGUUAAUCUUGUUAAUCCUUUUUUUGUCACACCGAGUAAUAAUAGUUAUAUAGAGCAGUUACCAGGAAUUAUCUAACGUACAAAAAAUAUUUGGGAAAAUAAUUAGUUAGAGUUCAAUAGUCUAAUAACUGUGACUUUAACUUACUUAAAUUUAUUUAAUAAUCAUAAUUUAUUAUGCAUGCAUUCGAUUAGUUGAAUAAGGUAACUGAUCCACUAAAUGUUGUGAAUUAUUGACGAAAUGACAAAUUAAAUAUAAACUAAUUUAUAAUUAACAGAACUUUGUAGUUCUCAGUUUGACGUUAGGUGGCGAUAAAACAAAAAGUUUUAUUAUUAAAGCUGUGUUCUAAAAUGGUAGUUGUGUACAUGUUACGUAGUCUUAUCUUAAAGGGUUAUAUUUGAUCUUAUGUUAAGUGUCAUUCUAUGGGCGCUAAUUGAAUAAUAAAUUAUUAUGAUAUCACAUGUUUAUUUUUAAAUAUUUCAUCAAGAAAAUUGUUUCUUACUGCAUUUUAAGGGUCAGUAUCGAAAAAAUAAUAAUAAUUUAAAUUUUAUUCGUAAUUAAUUCCAAAACAUAUUGUUCAAGGUCUAAUAUCGAAUAUUGAAAUAAAAUAUGCUUUCAUUGGUACACUGAUUGUUUUUUUCUUUUUAAUUGGAUUAGCAAACACUUAAUAAUUAAAAAUGCAAUCAGAAUGAUUUUGUUAUUAUUUAUAGGUUGUUAUGGAGAUAUAUCAUAAAACUUCGGCAAAUCAAUUUUUAUCUUAAUAAAUUUUGUUUAAUGUUGGAAGAAUAUUUUACCAUUAAUGUACAGGUAUCAUUAUUUACCGUUUCAGAAUUUAAAAUUAUGAAUGAUCUAAAAAUAAAAAUAAUUAAUCCGCAUGUUUUCAAAAGAAAAAAAUCUUUUUGUCCGUAUUCUCUAACUUGAAUUUGACGAUAACGUAUCUAACAACAGCGGUUACAACAUUCCAAUUUAAUUUUAUUGUUGUCUCCCUGUGUAUCAUGGGUAAGUCUCCAGACUUACAACACUAAAAUCCGAGGUUCGAUUCUCCGCAGUUGAGAGAUCGCAGAUAAAUCAUUGUGUAGCUUUGCGCUAAAGAACCACCAAUAGCAUAACUUUGUUGUAGCUGUAUAUUAUCAUAGUUUUUAAUUAAAAUUAGUAUAUUAAUAUAUUUCUAUUUUAACGAAACUAAUAAGCACGUCACUCCAUUCAAAGGAAGAUAAUGUUACUACCCCUGAUGAAAUUGGAUGAUUAUCCCUACCCGUCAUAGAAUUGGAUGUAUUAUCCAUAUGAGUGAUGAAACCGAAUUCUCUAUUUAUAUUUCUUUAAAAGGUGUGCUAAAUUAUUGCUGUGUUGAUAAAUCUUUGUCAAUCUUAGUUGUUUUGGAUUAAGGAAAUAUAGCGUGUGUACCUAUAUUUUUCAUGUAUAUUAAAAGUUUUCAUUUUGAUUAAAUGUUGUAUUAUGGGCAUAAAUUGUGUCUAGAGACAUCUACAAUAGUUUCAGAAGAAGAAAAUCUGAAAUAUGUUCAUUCCAUUACUCCCGGAGACGUGAAACUUGUUUUAAUGAAAGAUUACACAAAAAGAGUGUUCUAAAUAUAAAUGCUACUUAUUGAUGUAAUACUUUCGUCAUCAUUUUUAAAUUUGUUUGAAUUUUAUUUUUUCAGGGGGCAUAAUCAGAAUAAAAUGUAACAGUUUCAAAAGAAGCUGGUAGCAGGAAGAGUGCAUAUCAGUUUUCUAGCAUUUAAUGCUAACUGAUAAAGAGUAUUGUUUCAUUUGUACAGAAGAUUCUGUACUUGCCAUUGUACUUUAUGAAUGCGUGAGACCAGUCGCCAUUAGUCUUACUGAAAAAAAAAUUAAAUGAUGUAUCAUAUAAUGUGCAUUAAUUUAAAUUCAAACUCUCCAUAUUUUCAUUAUUUGCUAUACUUUUUUUCUAUACUCGAUCUCAGACAACCAUUUUAAAGAAAACAAUGUAAUACAAAAUAUGAAUAAUGGGAGAAGAAGCAAUAUUUAGGUAUUUUGUCAUUUCUGUAUUCUCGCAUAUUAUGACGUAAUAGACAAGUCUAUUCGAAGUAUACAUAUUUUUCUUGGUAUAUUUUUUUCGUAGAAACCCAAAACAUAAUGAAUUAACUGUUAACUUCAGAAUAAGGAAAUAAAAUUAAUAUAUAUGAGAAUACAAUUAAUAAAAUUCUAAACAAAUCUUAAUUAAUUUUUCUUUUCAUUUUGAGAAAGAUGUUUUAUGUAUUUACUAAUUUCAAAAAGCUGAGUGAAAAAUUUAUUCUUUGGGUUACUGGUUUAAUGAUUUCUUAUACGUUACGAUAAACCAUUUUGCUGGUAAGAUCAAUCUAUUUAAGCUGUAAAAAUCGUUAGUUUUGGAAACAUUGAAUUUUUUUAGUUCGAAGUAAGAUAUGUUUAUAAAAUCAGCUUAUGAUCAAGUGAAGCUACCUAUAUACAUCAGAACUAAACACACACGCACAUAUAUAUAUAUAUACUCAGUAAUGAACACAGCUAAUUAAAUAAAAUGUUCAAACCAUAUUAUAUAUAACGAUUAGAAUGCAUUCUUUUGCAAGUAAAGUUCCC
Molecule: messenger RNA, 4463 nt
Organism: Limulus polyphemus (Atlantic horseshoe crab)
Lineage: Eukaryota; Metazoa; Arthropoda; Merostomata; Xiphosura; Limulidae
Product: zinc finger protein Gfi-1b-like
Exons: 2
Coding region: 346-1971 (541 amino acids)
Biological process (GO): regulation of transcription by RNA polymerase II
Cellular component (GO): nucleus
Molecular function (GO): RNA polymerase II cis-regulatory region sequence-specific DNA binding; DNA-binding transcription activator activity, RNA polymerase II-specific
Source: RefSeq, a predicted model, not a curated record